Cotesia congregata is the source of this 789-nucleotide messenger RNA. Lineage: Eukaryota; Metazoa; Arthropoda; Insecta; Hymenoptera; Braconidae. The record is from the annotation of a GenBank genome assembly.
AUGGAAGACGCAACAGUAACUCCAGCACCUGAAAAUUCUGUUAAUCAAGAUGAACUUAUCCUUCAACAACAACGGAGCAUCGAAAAAGAGAUAUCGGAAUCAAUACCUCUUAUUGGUGAAAAAGAGUCACUGAAAGGUCUUGAACGAGAGUAUGAAGAAGACCCAGUGUAUUUAUCAAAAGCUAAAGUCUUGGGAGAGAAAUAUUCAUUCAUAAGACGUACCAGACCAGAUGGCAAUUGUUUUUUUCGGGCAUUUAGUUACGCUUACCUUGAAAGGCUGAUCAAUAACAAAGAGGAGUAUGAUAAGUUUAGGGAUCUUGCUUUUAAGAGCAAAGACAAUUUAGUUGCUCUGGGAUUCCCUAAAUUUACUGUUGAAGAUUUUCAUGAUACAUUUAUGGAAGUUAUUGAUAAAGUCGGCGGUGAUACUGAAACCAGUCAUGCAGAGUUACAUAAAUUUUUUAAUGAACAAGGAUACUCUGAUUACGUCGUUGUAUAUCUUAGAUUAAUAACAUCUGGUCAAUUACAAAAAGAGGCGGAUUUUUAUCAAAACUUUAUUGAAGGAGAUCGAACAGUCGUUGAAUUUUGUCAUCAGGAAGUGGAACCAAUGUACAAAGAAUCAGAUCAUAUUCAUAUCAUCGCAAUGAGUACAGCAUUAAACACCGGAGUGCGAGUAAAAUACAUGGACCGUGGUGCAGGUACCGAAGUUGUAGCCCAUGAUUUUCCAGAAGGUUCAACGCCAUCAGUUCACUUGUUAUAUCGACCUGGUCACUAUGACAUUCUAUAUCCCUGA